AUACUCAAUUCGCCGCGGACGUAAACAACACUGAAUUUAGAUAAUUCCAAAAUCCAAAUCCUGGUUAAUUCAGGAUGCCCUUUGUGUUUAAUUCGUAGUUGUCAGUGAGAAAAAUAUGUACAAUUUGUGAAAGCAAUCAGAUUACGGGCCUGUAAGCAUUGUGACGCGGCCCCAACAAACGGGAAAAUAUCAAUACGAGCGAAGAAAAGAAACCAUUCUUUGUGCAGCAGCAAAAGUAUAUAAUAAUAGACGCACCAACACAAACACGGUGCCCAGAGCCAAAGAGCGUUGCGUUGAGCCUCGAAAGAACAUAAAAGUGCAAUAUAUUGUGUCCGUUUGGCAAAAAUCGAACUAAAACGAGCCAGAGAGCCAGUGAAAUUGGUGAAAUAUCAAGCUGCGUUUGCUAUAAAUAAAGCAGCGACAGCAGCAGCAGCCAGAGGACGACAGCAUCUGUUUAUCAUCGAAAAUAAACAAAAGGCCCAGCCAGCCAGCGCGCAUCAAAGACAAAGACGAGAGAACUGAACCCUAGGGGUCGCAGCCCCAAAGAGAAACAGCCCUAAGUCUGCACGACUAUGCGAUACCCUGCCGCGAUCUCCGACAUCUAAAGAGGAGUACGCACCCCCCAUCCAUUAUCCCCGGACCGGACGAGCCAUGCCUUGCGAUAACGCCAAAACUUCUUCAGACAUCGAGCAUGUGGAUUGGAACUCCGGCCAGCACUAUGCCAAUGUCAGAUUCGGUUCUGGCAGCAGCCAGGCCUCGCAAAAUAGCGGUGACAUCUGCCGCAUCUGCCACUGCGAGAGUGAUCCUUUGAAUCCCUUGCUGACGCCCUGCUAUUGCUCCGGCAGCCUCAAGUACGUGCACCAGGCAUGCCUGCAGCAAUGGCUAACCGCCUCCGAGACGAACUCCUGCGAGCUGUGCAAGUUCCCCUUCAUCAUGCACACCAAGAUCAAACCCUUCAACGAGUGGCGCAGCCUUGACAUCUCCGGUAUUGAGCGGCGUCGCCUCUGCUGCUCGGUGCUGUUCCAUUGCGCGGCCGCCCUGUGCGUCAUCUGGUCGCUGUGUGUGCUCAUCGAGCGGGCUGCAGACGACGUGCAACGUGGUCUCAUAGACUGGCCCUUCUGGACAAAGCUGGCCGUAGUCACCGUGGGACUCACUGGGGGCAUCGUCUUCAUGUACAUCCAGUGCAAGGCCUAUCUGCAUCUCUGCCACCGCUGGAAGGCACGCAACAGAAUCCUGCUGAUUCAGAAUGCGCCGGAGAAGAUCCAUCCAUUGGCCCCGCCUUCACCAGUGGCCGCCCGUCAUCAUCAGCAGUUCAGUGAGCCUCUUUCACACGGUGGGACAUCCAGUGGAGCGGUGGAGAUCAAUGCCUCUGGCUUGGCUGUAGCCCACGCCGCACACGAUUCGAGCUGUGCGGCACUGGAGAGCGGUGCUGGCGCGGGCGGCCUCAGCCAGCAACAGAAGCAGUUGCAACAGCGGCUGCUGAAUGCCUCGCCACAACACAUGCUGCAGUUGGCCGCCGAGCUAGAGGUGCCGCACAGCAGCAGCAGUGCUUGCACACAAACCGAGGACCCGCUGGGACAGCGUCAGCAGCUACCGGGCCAGCCACUGGGUCAGGUGGCAGUGGCCGCCAACAUUGAGUGCUCGCAGUCGCAGCAUAACUACGACCGUGACUGGGCGCUGGACGAUGUGGUGUCACAGAUCUCCUCGUUUAGGCCCUGUCCCCAGGGAUCGGGCAGCAUGACGCCCUUUCACGACUCCAUACACAACGUGCUGGAGCACUCAGAGGGCUCGAGUCGCGGCUCGGCCACUGAUUUGUGUGUCGGCUCGCGGCAGGAUCUCAGUGCCAGCGGAAUAUCUACAGACACGGGCCGCGAGCACGCCCUCCAGCUCAGCAGCUUCAGUGGCAGCGGGGAACAGAAGGCGCCCUCGAUCAGCUCGGGAGUGUCGCAUGCCGUGGCCAACGGGCUGGGAGGAUUCGUAUACAAGCCGCACCAGACGAAGCGCUACUCUAACUCGUCCAUCUUUCUGGAGAACCGUGAUAUGCUGAACGACCCGAGCGUGGGCCUGGACAACGCUGUGCACCCGUACGACUACAGCACGCCGCCAAAGAUAGACUACCGCCACUCGAGCAUCCUGGGCUCGGACCAGCCCAUCGGCUGCUGUGCCGCCGACUGUCUGGGCAAGGGCGAUGGUAAGGAGGAGCUGCGCCGCUACUCAGACCCCAAGCUAAAGGCUAGUGCAGCAGACACCGUGCUGGACAUUGACCUGCCCACGUCGCCACUGUCGCCGCCAGCCGCCUACGCCAGCCAGCAUCCGCAGCCCACUCUUGUCAUGCACCGCUCCUUCGACAGAGGCGUGAACGGUUCCUGCGCUGGACCGGACGGCAGAUGCAAGGGACACAGUGCCGCCGAUGCCCAAAUGGAUCGUUCGCGCCUCUUCUUCAAGUCGUUGCCAAAUCUCAGCAGCAGCUGCGAGAGUCUCAUCAAAAAGUGAUUGAAGCCCCCCCUCUAAGAGCUCUCUAUAUCCCCUCUAUACCCUCCCCUGGCCGGAACCCCUUUGUUCUCAAGUAUUCAUCGCUGGUCGAAGCCGACCAACGAUCCACUAUACAAGAUAUCCACAGCUGGAGAUGGACAUGUUUCUUUUUAUACCGCACACGCCCUGCUUUAACGACUCUUGCCAAGCGGAGGAUCCACUUAGUUGUUCUUCUUCUUGUUUUACAUAUUAUAGCAACCCCCAUAAACAAUUUGAGACUGCAAAGAAAACCACUUAAAGGAAGAUAAAUACUGUACGAUACGAUAGGAGCAGGUGUGGAAAGUGUUCUUCAUUUGGACAGAAAAAGAAUGUGUGGAAUAUAACUAGUUUUAGUCGCUAAUUUGUCUCAGCACUCUUGAUCCACAAACCCCAAAAGCACAUCCAGCAUCCCACACAUGUACGCCAGACAUUUCACUUGAGUUCCACAGCCCGCUGUCCAAAGCCAAAAAAAGAUCCACAAAAACCAACAAAGGAAAGUAAUAUUUAGUACGAGAUGGAAUGAUGGAGGAAAGGAAGGAGAAUCGAAGGAUCGUCAUGGUCUGAUGAUGUGAAUUGUGUACUUUGUUUCUUAACUUCUAAGUCAAAUGAAAUUUUAAAAAUUGA
This is a messenger RNA of Drosophila subobscura, 3135 nucleotides long. RefSeq lists its product as uncharacterized. Gene Ontology annotation, biological process: protein polyubiquitination; antigen processing and presentation of peptide antigen via MHC class II; immune response. Gene Ontology annotation, cellular component: cytoplasm; lysosome; early endosome membrane. The transcript has 6 exons. Bases 652 to 2493 code for a protein of 613 amino acids. The record is from RefSeq and is a predicted model, not a curated record. Lineage: Eukaryota; Metazoa; Arthropoda; Insecta; Diptera; Drosophilidae. Gene Ontology annotation, molecular function: zinc ion binding; ubiquitin protein ligase activity; MHC protein binding.